Aspergillus puulaauensis is the source of this 531-nucleotide messenger RNA. It is a transcript of the gene pin1, whose product is annotated as peptidylprolyl isomerase ESS1. Gene Ontology annotation, cellular component: nucleus; cytosol. Gene Ontology annotation, molecular function: peptidyl-prolyl cis-trans isomerase activity; protein binding. The coding region runs from base 1 to 531 and encodes 176 amino acids. The record is from RefSeq and is a predicted model, not a curated record. NCBI's taxonomy places the organism in Eukaryota, Fungi, Ascomycota, Eurotiomycetes, Eurotiales, Aspergillaceae. The transcript has 4 exons.
AUGGUAAACACAGGUCUUCCAGCAGAAUGGGAGGUUCGCCAUUCCAACUCCAAGAACCUCCCUUAUUACUUCAACCCGGCAACCAGAGAAUCGCGGUGGGAGCCUCCAGCAGAUACAGAUAUGGACACCCUCAAGAGUUACAUGGCAACAUACCAUAGCGGAGCCGCCGCCUCUCCAUACCCAAACCAAAGUGAGGGCAAAAUCCGUUGCAGCCACCUUCUAGUCAAGCACAAGGACAGUCGGCGGCCUAGCAGCUGGAGAGAGGCGGAAAUUACGCGGUCGAAAGAGGAGGCCCACGAAAUUCUCCGCGGUCACCAGGAGCGCAUUCUCCAAGGGGAGGCCCGGUUAGGAGACCUUGCGAUGUCCGAAUCGGACUGUAGUAGCGCUAGGAAGAAGGGUGACCUUGGCUUCUUCGGGCACGGUGAAAUGCAGAAAGAGUUUGAGGACGCAGCGUUUGCUCUGCAACCGGGUGAAGUCAGUGACAUUGUUGAGUCAGGAUCCGGCCUUCAUCUUAUCGAGCGGCUGCAAUAA